Molecule: messenger RNA, 807 nt
Organism: Solenopsis invicta (red fire ant)
Lineage: Eukaryota; Metazoa; Arthropoda; Insecta; Hymenoptera; Formicidae
Exons: 3
Coding region: 121-519 (132 amino acids)
Source: RefSeq, a predicted model, not a curated record
UGUGCACACACACACACACACACGUGUGCGCGCACGCGCGCGCGCGAUUCGCGAAUAAGCGGAGGGUGAAAAGCGGUGACAAAUGGGCGACGGUGCGGAAGCCAGAGAGCCAGAGAGCGGAUGGAAAAGAGAAAAAGAUUGUCAAAACGCAGUUGUGGCACGAUUAUCGUCGUCGGUCGUCGUUCGUCGCUGCUCGUCAGUUGUCCGCUACUCUGCUCUCGUCCUCCCAGCCCCAACGCGUUCAUCGAACGCGAUGGUGUUAGGGGCGUAAGAGGGAUGCGAUUACGAGGACCUCUCGCGAAAACACGUGUUCUACUACUAGCUACUAAAAGAAUCCUCGCGUCUCUUAUUUUGUUGCGCGCGUGCAUGUGCGAAGCACCGCGGAUGGUGCGUGCCUUCCUAAUAUACCCGUUUCAACCGUUGCAAAUGCUCCAAAGCAUUUGCAGCAUCAAUUUGAUCGCACCUUUGAUAACAUGUACAAUAUUUAAGCAUUGUCUACGUACCUAUUUUAAGAAUUAAUCUAUAUGAGUAAUAACUUUCGAGUGCAGUGGGUUUAACCCAAUCCAAGGCGGGUUAAUGACGUCACACACUAUAUAUAUUUUAGCUUCUAAUUGGACGAUUUCAGCAUAUGGCUGAGUCAUUAACACGAGGGCUGUAAGAUUAAACGGAUUAAAGAUUAGAUAAGUUUUCCAUUAUUUUUCUUUCCAUGACUAAAUUUGAUUAGAUAAACCUUUUAUUUUUGGGGGAAGGCCUCUCUCCAACAAGAAAUAUUGUUCUGUAAUUAAAUAAAUGACAUCACUCUAAGAA